This is a messenger RNA of Lactuca virosa, 550 nucleotides long. Lineage: Eukaryota; Viridiplantae; Streptophyta; Magnoliopsida; Asterales; Asteraceae. The record is from the annotation of a GenBank genome assembly.
AUGACACAGAUUUUACAUGUUGGUCACAUGGAUUGCCAACCCUCUCUCUUUCUCGAUCGACUUUCCCUCUUCAACCCCGUCUUCUUCAUUCCACAACCCGCUACUUCUACCAUACCCACCAUCAAUCGUCACAGCUUAACAUCGUAUGCGCACCAGAUCGACCUUCGUACCACCACUUACAACGAUCACAACCAGCCAUUAGCACCACAUCCAUCGCUGACGCACGAUCUCGACCGUCAGCCUUCGUCUUCAACACAUAACCACGCUCUCCCUCAAACGCCAUUGGCGGAUAUAGAUAACAAAAGAUUGCUAGCAGAGAAGUUUCAUGUUUUAUGAGGACACUAAAGUAAGGGAAGACAAAUUAGAAAUAGAUCUGACCAUAUCUUUUAGAUUUUGUUAAUUUGUGUAUGUUUUUGUUUUUUAUGGUUCGAGUAUUUUCAUUUCAUCUAGCUCUUGUGGAGUGCUUUGAUUUCUAUUUGGGUACCACCAAAUACGACAUGAUUUAACAUUAUUAAAUAUAAUUAUAUAAAAAACGGAGAGUCGGUAAUUA